Drosophila serrata is the source of this 2231-nucleotide messenger RNA. RefSeq names its product nose resistant to fluoxetine protein 6. The record is from RefSeq and is a predicted model, not a curated record. Gene Ontology annotation, molecular function: acyltransferase activity, transferring groups other than amino-acyl groups. NCBI's taxonomy places the organism in Eukaryota, Metazoa, Arthropoda, Insecta, Diptera, Drosophilidae.
GCUCCUAUAAAUAUCACGGCCUCGUCCACGGCCACGGCACUCCCGAAAUUGCUUAGCUCGAGCCCAGAUCCCCAUUCCCACUGUCCUCUGUCCUCUACCAUCAGUGCGGGAAACCCAAGUAAACCCUUCAUCCCCAUGCUAAUCCAGUUGCUCCUGCCACUGGCAGUGGUCACUGCCCUGCUCCUUGGGGUGCCUUCAGCUAACGGAUAUAGCUCCAAGGAUCUGCUCGUGUGGAUGCAGUCCAGCAACCUGGGCUAUCAGGUGCUCCAGCAGGCGCUCAACGAUAACAAUCAAUCCUCAACAGCUGCCGAGGCAGCCUGUGCGGCGGAGGUGCGUCUGCUCCUGCUGGCGGCGGAGGCCAAGGCCCUGCCCGCCUUGCGAGUGCUCGAUGCCUGGGGCAAGUUUCCACAGGGCCUGCUCUAUGGCCACUUCACCGAUAUGGGCAACUACGAGUCCUGCCUGAGUCUGGGCCAAACUAAAGCUACCAGUAGUCUCGGCGACAUUGCCGCCGCCAAGUACUGCCUGAGUCACAUCCAGUUCGAGAGCCUGCUACUGGAGGCCACAGGAGCGGAAGCGCUCACCCUGAGUAUUGGCACCUGCCUGCCGGCCACCUGCUCGACUGCCCAGCUCAGCCGCUGGCUACAGGGACACCUCCAGGAGCUCUUCGGACGGAACUCAACAGGAGCCGUGCUGGUGACCGAGCAGGAUUGUUCGCUGGCCAAGGGAGAGCCCAUGGGUGGCCUGGACUGGUUUGCCGUCUCGAUCCUGAUACUUUUGGGCACUGUGGUCCUGCUGGCCACCCUUUUGGACUAUGGCAAAGUCAAUGGACAACUCCUGGGUGCAUUCUCCCUGCGCCAGAACCUGCCGCAAUUGCUUAAAACCUCGAGCACACCCUCGCCGCGGAUUAUUCCCUGCCUCCACGGCAUCCGCUGCCUGACCAUCAUCUGGAUUAUACUCGGACAUGGGUACAUGUAUUUGCUGUUGGCACCCACCGUCAACUCCCUUGAGAUCGUGGCCUGGGCCCGGACACCCUUCUCCAUGGUACUGCAAAGCGGUUCCAUCUCCGUGGACACAUUUUUUCUGCUGAGCGGCCUGCUUUUGGUUCUGACUAGCCUGCGUGAGCUGGAGCGCACAUCGGGUUACCUGAACGUGCCACUGAUGUACCUGCACCGCCUGGUUCGACUAACGCCCGUCCUGGCCCUGGCGGUACUCCUCUUCAUGACGCUCUUUCCCCGCCUGGACAGCGGUCCGCUGUGGCAGCAGUUCACAGGCUCCACUCAGCUUUGCAGCGACUCCUGGUGGGCCACGCUGCUCUACGUGCAGAACUAUGCGGCUCCAGGUCGGAUGUGCCUGGGUCACUCCUGGUACCUGGCUGUAGAUAUGCAGCUGUACAUACUCUCGCCCAUCCUGCUGAUCGCUCUCCACAGAUGGGGCAAGCGUGCCGUUGGUGGCAUUUUGCUGCUGAUCCUACUCCUCUUCGGCUGCGUCUUCAGCAUUAUUAUGCUGCGUGAGUUGCAGGUCUUUGACCGUCAUGGCAACCUGGGUGCCGAUAGCCCCGAAAUGCGUCUCAUCUACUACACCACGCAUGCGCGCGCCACACCCUGGCUUAUCGGAAUCCUCUUUGGCUACUUCCUCCACCGCCAGGGUAAACAGGCCACCAAGGUGGCUGUGCCCCGAUGGCUGGCUCUGGUGCUGUGGGUGCUCAGCAUCAGCCUGCUCCUGGUUGUGAUCUUCGCCAUGUACCCGUACACGGAGGCCGGAACGGAGAUAAUAUCGCCGCUGGGCGGCGCCUUCUACAUCUGCUGCAGCCGCAUCGCCUGGCCCCUGGCCCUGUGCUGGCUCAUCUGGGCCUGUCAGAACGGACUGGCUCCGGUGAUCAGCGAUCUGCUGGGCUGGACCUUCUGGCAGCCUCUGUCCAAGCUAUCAUAUUGCCUCUACAUCUGGCACCUGCUCGUGGAGACCGUUCAUGUGGCGCGCACCAAGACAAGUUUGCAUUUCUCCAACUACGAUGCCAUCCUCCGCUUCUGGUCGGACUUUGGCAUCACCUUGUUAGUGUCCAUGAUCAUGUAUCUAUGCGUGGAGGUGCCCCUGGCCCGCCUUGAGAUGCAGCUUUUGCGCAGGCGCACAAAGCCGCAACCCCCGACAAACUCCCAGCCAGUAGACCAAGCUCUUGAGGAUGUCCCUGCUCCAGCCACGAGCAUUUCCCGUCAAAAUCUAGUCGACCCCUAAGC